GACGUGGAACAAGUGAUGAGAAACCUUGAAAGCAUGAAACAACAGGGUCAACCAGGAGGGAAACGAAAAAGCCUCGCUCAAAUUCGAGGUCUGGUUGCAAUCGCCGGUCUCUAUGGUGGAUUCACGCCAUCUUACCCACCUAAAUUCUUGAUGAAUGCCCAAACAUUUUGCGACAAUUUUCCAUUUCACAUUGUGUUCGACAAAGAUCUAAAAAUUAAGCAGUCAGGAAUCCAUAUUCAGAAGGUCAUGCCAAGAUUACGUAACUUCGAUGCUAAAGUCCCCCUGUUUUUUAAAAUUAACCACCCUCAAAUUGAGUGGAAUUUGGAAAGCAUAAACAAGUUCAUAAAUCAGCAGUUUAUACUGGAAACCAAGAAAUCAAUGGUAGCAACGGAAUGGGAAGAAAGACCUAUGCUGCAGUUACGUGGUCAAAUGGUUUGGGUGAAAGAGUUUGACAGUAUGAUAUAUCUAUGUUCUCCGAGACUAGAAAGCCUCAAAGAAAUGGAAGAUAGAGCACUUCAUUUGUCUGAUAUCCCAUUGCAUGACGUCACGCGGGAUUUAAUACUUUUCAACCAGCAAAAAAUAGCAGAGUUGGAAAUCGGCAAACAACUGGAGAUGAAAAAAGAGCAAUUGCACAGGACAAUGAAAGAAUUAGAGUCCGAAAAAGCUAAGACUGAUAUGUUAUUACAUUCUAUGCUGCCAAGGCAAGUUGCCGAUCAACUGAGGGAAGGGAGGAAAGUUGAAGCAGGUGAAUACACUCAGGUGACAUUACUAUUUAGUGACAUUGUUUCAUUUACUACCAUAUGUUCCCAGUCAAGACCAAUAGACAUCGUUAACAUGCUUAACAGUCUGUAUGUGAAAUUUGACAAGUUAACUACAGUUCAUGACGUCUACAAGGUUGAGACGAUUGGUGAUGCGUAUAUGGUUGUGGGUGGCCUUCCAGUACCAGUUGAAACACAUACAGAACGAAUAGCUAACAUGGCGCUUGGAAUGAUCAUUAUGUCUCUUGACGUUACUUCACCAGUCACCAAAGAACCGAUUCUGAUACGGGUUGGUAUACAUACUGGUCCAGUUUUAGCAGGCGUAGUCGGUAAAAAGAUGCCGAGAUAUUGUUUAUUUGGUGACACAGUUAAUACUACAUCUAGAAUGGAAAGUCACGGCGUACCCGGUAAAAUACACCUUAGUGACAUAUCUGCAAGACGCUUAGAGGGCCGUGGUUUCCAAGUGAUGAGACGUGGUGAAAUUACUAUCAAAGGCAAGGGUACCAUGACAACGUACUUCCUAGAAGGCAAUGCAAAUGCUUCAGAAGAUGAGCUAUUGGGAACGGGUAUUCAACAAAAUGGCGACUAUUCUCGUCAAUCGGACGAAAUGAAAUAUUCACCUUCGAAAGGUGUAAACGCUGGAGGUGAUAAUUACAACAGUCCCGAAUCGUUAAUACCAAUGUAUUAUCCAGAUAACGUCAAUGAAAAUAAAAGACCGUCGAUCACAACUGUCACGCCAUUUAACAGUAUGUCAAACAGUCGUCCUCCGAUGACCAGUGGUGACGUUAUAAUCGGUAAUGUUAAAGUCAACGAAAGAACAACCCGAAAAUAAUUUUAAGUUUCCUUAGAAUUAAAGGCACAAAUCUAGGAUCGGCGUCAUCUCUUGUGAAUCAGAAGACAGUGGAAAACUAUGGAAGUGAGUCUACCAUAAACAAAAAGUCCGG
This is a messenger RNA of Saccoglossus kowalevskii, 1702 nucleotides long. RefSeq names its product guanylate cyclase soluble subunit beta-2-like. Gene Ontology annotation, molecular function: guanylate cyclase activity; heme binding. The record is from RefSeq and is a predicted model, not a curated record. Gene Ontology annotation, biological process: cGMP biosynthetic process; response to oxygen levels. Lineage: Eukaryota; Metazoa; Hemichordata; Enteropneusta; Harrimaniidae. Gene Ontology annotation, cellular component: guanylate cyclase complex, soluble.